AGGUGCCGCCUGGGCGCACAUGCUGCCCCCUUGUCUGGAUGUCUGACCCAUGGUGGGAAAAGGCAGCUGCCUCCAGGUUGGAUGUGAAUGGACCAGGCCUGGGACAAAGCCCGUGGGCCUUGGCCGAGCACGGCCGCCGUCCGGGUGCGGGAGCUGAGCUGGCAAGGCCUGCACAACCCCUGCCCGCAGAGCAAGGACCCGGGUAGCCCCAGGGGUGGCCCUGGCAAGCAGCUGGUAGAGGAGCGCCUGUCACCUGCCCAGCUGCGGGCCCUGGCCCAGGUAGAUGACCUCCGACUGGUGACCAUGCUGGAGAUGUGCGUCAGCACCCGGGAGAGCAGCCUGGGGAACUUCGCACACGGCCCUGAGGUUGCCUCCAGGACUCAGCAGCCAUCGAUCGGCAGGGGUCAAGGGGCACCGGUGUCUCUGGAGGGUGCAGAGAGAGACCUGGGCACCUCCCUGGGCCACUUGCAGGUGUUGUGGCUGGCUUGCUGUGGCCUGAUGGACCUGGACGGCAUUGGCUGCUUCCCGGCCCUGAAGGAACUCUACGUCUCUUACAACAACGUCUCAGACCUGAGCCCCCUGUGCCUGCUGGAGCAGCUGGAGGUCCUGGACCUGGAGGGCAACAGUGUGGAGGACCUGGAGCAGGUUCGCUACCUGCAGCUGUGCCCAAGGCUGGCCACGCUCACCCUGGAGGGCAACCUGAUGUGCCUGCGGCCGGGGCCCGGCGCCUCCAACCAGGCGCCCUGGGGCUACGACUACCGGGCAGAGGUGAGGACCCGCAUCCCGCAGCUGCAGGUCCUGGAUGACGUGCCAGCCGCACACAUGGGCGCGCCAGGCUCCCGGAAGCUGGACCAGGACUGGUUCGUGGUGAAGGAGGCCAUCAAGGAGGGCAGCGGCUUGGACAGCCUGCUCCCGGGGCUGGAUCAUCCCCACGGAGCUCCUGUUCCAAGACUCGGCUCCCAGCUCUCCUUGCCUGAGACCCAGCCCCGGAACUCCAGGACAGGGCCCCUCUCCCUGUUGGCCACUGGAGGUCCCCUGCCUGGAGGCCGGCUUCCCAAGGACCCAGCUCCACAGGAUGACACCAGUAACCUCACCCACGGUGCCAGCAGAGUCCUCUGCGGAAACCCCACCAAAGGCCUGCGGGAGCGUCGACAGCACUGCCAGGCCCAGGCAGCUCUGGAGCAUCUGGCCCCGCAGGAGGACCCGGCUGCCAGUACCUCCCCAGGGCCUGAGCCUGCGGACAGCAGUGACCUCCUGGCCUUGGCUAGGCUCCGGGCCCGAAGGGAGCUUCACCUUUGUCCCCUUCCCAGCAGGUGCCUGGAGUCCCAGCAGGAAAGUGCCACAGCCUCCUGGGACCCACGGAGGGGCCUUGAAGAACGAGAGGACAAAUCUAGGCCCAGGACCCCCUCCGGACCCCUCUGCCUGGCCACAGAGCCUUCUAGGACCUUGGGCUGUAACCUGAUCCCCUCUCCCCCUAAGUUCCCCAUGCCAUCUGAGUCCAGCAAUAGCUCCUGGGGGUCCGCAGACCUGCAGUUCAGGAGGCGUAGGCUCAGAGCCUUAGGCAGCUUGAGGCCUGGCCUGGGUCAGGGGCUAGCUGCGGUGAUGGCUCUGAGAACCCUGGAAAUGACUGCAGGCCCAAACCCUGGAGCCCGAGCAUGUCCAGGCCCAAAGCCAGCCCCAGAUCCAGCAGCCAGACCCCCAGGCCCCCCGUGUGUGCCGCACCUGAACCCUAUCACCCCAGCCCAAUCCCACCCCUAGUGUAACCCCCCAGCCACUGCCAAGCUGGCCUGGACUGCGGGCCAAGGAGCCCCAGUGUGGUGGUGGGAACCCCAUGUGAACCCUGGCCUUAUGGAACCCAGAGCAUCCUGGGGAGUGUGUUGGGGGUGGGAAAUAGGCUUGACAUAAGAGAGACCCUUCUUGGUGGAGGGGAGUGGGGGGUUGGGAUUGCUGGCAGUGGGCACAAGGAAGAGUCCAGAAUAGAGGAACCCAGUUCCCCCCGCUGCCCCUCUGCCCACUCCUUCUAUGGGGCCUGGCCUUCCCAGGAGGAGUGGUCAGAGCUCGGGCUCGGAAGACACAGGCUGGGCCCAGGCCGAGGUGGCUGGAGUGCAGCCAGCACCCUCCCCCCAACCCUGGGGGAUUUGUGCGGGUCCUUGCCCACGCAGGGGCCGGGCGGCCAGCGCCCUUCCCUUGGGGCAGCACACUCUGAAACCAAACGAAUCCUCUCUAAGGACUCUCAGGUACAUAAAUGCGGUUUACUUCGUAGGCGACGUUGGUUCAAUAAAUUGUGCAGAUGGCA
Molecule: messenger RNA, 2296 nt
Organism: Suricata suricatta (meerkat)
Lineage: Eukaryota; Metazoa; Chordata; Mammalia; Carnivora; Herpestidae
Gene: LRRC56
Product: leucine rich repeat containing 56
Exons: 12
Coding region: 88-1758 (556 amino acids)
Molecular function (GO): protein binding
Source: RefSeq, a predicted model, not a curated record